CAUUUCAGGCAUUAACUACAGUGCUGUUGCGUUUUUCCCACUUAUCCAUUAAAGCACAUGAUCACAAAUUCUUGAAAGUCGUGGAUUGUAAUCCGCAGACGGAAUUGAAUUCUACAGCUUAAUUUUUUCUGUCUUCAAGUCAAAUAAGUAUUGGAUUAAAAAAAAAAAAAAACAUGACAUUUCAAACGCUUAUACAAUGACAUUGCUUUGACGCCUCUCCAGUUCACUCAUCUUCUAACUAAGGCAUUCAUUCCUGUGGCUGAUCAGGUGCAUUACCUGGGUGUGGAGCAUAGUCUAUCAGCGCAAGCUAUGCAUUGUUCUCUUAAGAAGAAUGAUCGCCAUUAUCAGUUAACAUACCAGCACAAGCUUGUGUUAGGCAGCUUGGGUGUUAUUUAAGCAGCAACAUACUUUUGCUUUAUUGUCAUUCUCAACUAUUGUCAGUCCAAAAACAACACGUCAAUUUUGUAUUUUGUAUGCUCCUAUUUUGUUACAUUACCUGAACAAACAAAACCUAGUCUAGACAGACUGGCUUUUGCACUACAAUGCAAUUCACUGAUAUGAUAUUAUUAUGAUCACUUAUAGUCUGCAGUUGUCAAGGUUUGCAUCAGUUUUUAAAUGUAAAUAAAAAAUAUUGCAGUCAGUGGUGGUAAAGCUGGGCUUUUCAGAGAAUUUAUUGUGUGUAUGGAGUACCACCACUGUUGCAUAACAAAAUCCUAGAUUGGAGAAGCCCUCGAUUUAUGUGAAUGUAUCAAUCACUCAUCACUAAAAUUUCUAACGCUAUCUUUUGGGACACUUGGUCCUAGGAUCUACUGUAUUAAGCAACACAUUUUCUAGUGUUAUUCUGAGGUUCUUGCAUGAAAAACCCUUUACUUAAAAACUGGUAAGUGUUUGGGUUGGUAUUAAAAAGUUGUGGAUGGAAACUAUUUGGUACAGGUUUUUCUUAACAGCAUAAAUGUGAUUGAAUGCUUGACUUUCUCCGCAGUCACACAAAUACAAAGCUCACUUCAAAACAUUUUAUGGGCUCACAUUCUUCCAGAUUAGGUGUUCACUCAAGCAGUUUGCAUUCUAGGCAUUCUGAAGACAGUGACCUUUCGUUGCUAAGGGGAACUGGAAAAAUGGUGGUUGUCCCUGAAACAAGGCAAACAACCACCACAAGCUCUAAAUCAAAAAUAAACUGGAAAAAAAUACCCAUGUUUGACAGUGUACUAACUAGUGGCAGUGGGAGUCACACUUUAACUAAUUAGCAUAAACUGCUAAUCGGACAAGGUUGCUCAAUGUUAGCAUGUUAGCUAGCCUUGCCUAUGACCAUACAGCUAAUCCUCAGAGGCUCUUCAUGGCCGUAGCUCACACGGAAUGGUGCAAUGCAGCGUUACGGGACACGUUGCAUGUCCAGUUCACCACACACUGCCCCUGUGUGUUUAGUACUUCGCCACGCUGCCGUUUUCGGGACGUGAAGUAAUCAGACACCUGUGGCCGGUGCUACAGGUUUCCUCCCAAGAAGGGCGGGACCUAAAGGGAGGUGUCCACAGACUGGAUCGCUCAAGAAGAGAGACUUGCAGCAGAGGAAAUUCUCAGUCAUGGCUUCCGGACUUUAUGGCAGAACUAAGAGAAGGAUAAUAAGGAUAACAUCAUCAACAUGGAAAAUACACCUCACCUUGUGGGAAUAGGAGGAAAUGCUUUGUGAAAGUCAGGUGAACUCUGCUCUAUGAAGAUUACAGCAGGAUAAUUCCAGCCAUUGAACAGAUUGAUUUAUCUCGCAGCGACAUGGGGAACUUUCUCAUAGAGUGCAGUCGCAACUUUAACUACUAACACGCAAAUAGCAGUCUUUAUGCGAUCAACAGCACGCCGUCUUUCUGUGACACAUAUACAGUAGCAUUAUUAUUGGUGGUCUUGGGGAAGGAAAGAGGAGAUUUGCCCAUACAACCUUUUGUUUCCAUCCAGUCUUUGAAGUGGAAAAGGAGCAGAUUAGGGACUCACAGGACACUUCGCCAAAGCGGCCACAUAAUUUGUUUUUCCUUUCUUGUAAUGCCAGUGUGAUAUUUGGAAGAGAAUGGACAGGUCAAAUAAUCUUUCUGAUGCUCAAGGGACUAAGCCCACUUCUUCCUUAUUAAAUGUCUUUAGCAAUCUACUGACUAGGGAGAAGUCACCUUCAGAUGUGCAGUCGGCUGUAUUGACAUCUUUUAAAGAAAUUUCGGAUGGCGAGAGUCUUCUUGGUGAAGGAUGUAAAAUUCUUACAGGGAGUGAGGAUGUGUCUCUGGGAGGAACUGACAGGGAUUCAGUUAAAGGAGUGUUUACACGGUCAGCGGACCAAGAUCUAGUCCUGGUUACAAGAGUGGAAACGUAUAGUGACUCUGAAAAUGAGGAGGAAAGGGCAGGGCUUAAAAGCAGCAGCCUGUCAAAAAAGCUGGCCAGCUUCAUAGAGCCAAGGUUAACUGAUCACGGGAAUGAUUUAAUGGACCAUAGUGAUGGAGAUGAACAAGGAGAUGGCCAUGAGGUAGAAUUCCACGUGCCAGAGUUUCGAACACAUGGAUUUAAGAGAUCGCCUUUAGAAUCAUGUUUAUUUGCAGAUGGGUCCAGCCGAAGAAAUGACUUUAGGACAGUCCUGACCUCCCCAGUUUCCAAAGAGAACACAGCUGAAAUGUUUGACAGAGCAGAAACAUCACGCACACACGUGGAGAGAAGAGAAAGUGACGACUAUGAAGGCAUAGAUUGUUCUUUGCCUGUUCCCUCCAUUGUUAAAAGGAGUAAUACAGAGGCAUCCUCUAUUUUAGAGCAGGCGGUUGAAGACCCAAAUAACACACAAAGAUCUGGAACCCGUGAGCAAAAUGUGGAGGAAGCACACACUUCCUCUGCAAAUCCAGAUGUAGAGGAAAAGUCAUCUGAUAAUCUCCAUCCAAGUGUCAAAUUUACAACCCAGCAUUCAACAUCUUCAAAGACACAGGAAGUAGACAACCCAUCACCAGCAUCCCAGUCCAGGGACACAUCUCUUUCGUUACCCCCUUCUUUUCAGAUGCCAGCCCUCUUCAGUGGUCUGCUGGUACUGAAGAAAGGAGCACUGGGGGACGAGAGGGAGACAGUGUCAGAGAUCAAGCAGAGGGAGAAAGAUGCUGACCUGGCAUUGCUCAGUUUGAAGAAGACGGUGAACAAAGCCAAGCUUCACCCGGAGCAGAAGACGGUUGGUCCUGUCAAAAAACACCCAGAGACAAAACCUCUCUCUGAAAGUGGGAGAAUCAGCCAGCUCCUUAACCCGGACAAGCCCAAUGAGGUUAAAAGUGACGGGCAGGAAGUGGACUCAGAGCAUAACAAAAAGGAGUCUGAAACUGGAGAAAUUGAAGGAGAAAACCCCCCACAUCCAGAAGUCAAGAAAACCUCAGAGAUGGCUUAUGAAACAUUCAAGAACAUUUUUGGGCCAAAAUCUAUCAGGAAGGACAAAACAGAUCCUGUGGAUCUGGAGGCAAUAAGAAAGAAGAUUAAGAACGACAAGGAAAGCCUACGGUCUAUUUUCGAAAGAGCGUCCAAAACUGCCAGCAGGGAACCAAAAGUUCCCACAGGAGCUAACACAGAGGCCACGUCCCCUGCGGACAGUGAGGACCGCACUCCAGGACGUCUGCAGGCUGUCUGGCCACCACCCAAAUCCAAAGAUGAGGAAGAAAAGGUGGGACUCAAGUACACAGAGGCAGAGCACCAGGCUGCCCUUCUGCAACUCAAGAGAGAGUGCAAGGAAGACUUGGAGCAAAUGCAUUCAGAUUUUGAGCUUCAGAUCUUCCAACUUCGAGGCGAGCAUGCGGUGUCAAUAUCAAACCUUGAAGGAGUCAUUGCCAAGAUGCAAAAAGACAAGACCUACAAUGCGAGUCCGGAACGCCGGGAGGUCCGAGACGUGGCUGUGUCCACUGCAGAUGACCCCACAUACAGAACCUGCCGCACUGUGGGUAUUCAGACGGACAGAGAGACCUUCAUCAAGAGCCCCGAGGGUGAGGCAGGCAUUCAAGCACCCAGCCAGAACAUACCAAAAAGACUUAACUUGGACUCUAUCGGACUCAGUCUGGGGGUUAAAACAGCCCCGGGGCCUGCAGGGCCACACCAACCUCCCCCUCCCCUGCCAGGCCACUGGGGACCACCACCACCUCCACCUCCUCCUCUACCAGGCAUUACGGGAGCACCACCACAACCACCUUUUUUUGCCGGGGGGGGGCCUCCACCGCCCCCACCACCUCCCCCUCCUGGUCUACCUGGAGCUGGCCCACCUCCUCCACCCCCUCCACCAGGCUGCGGCCCCCCGCCUCCUCCACCCAUGGGGGGGUUCAGUCUCAGUCAUAUGUUGGACAAGGCCCCACGGAAGCCUGCUAUUGAACCAACCUGUCCCAUGAAGCCUUUGUACUGGACCAGGAUACAAAUAUAUGACGAUAACAACAACACAUUGUGGGGCUGUCUGGAGGAGCCGGACGUCAUUGAUACUAAAGAGUUUGAAGAACUUUUCUCCAAAGCCACGCUCCAGCCAAUGAAAAAACCUUUGUCAGACACAUAUGAGAAGAAAGUCAAAACAAAAAAGAUAAUCAAACUGCUGGAUGGGAAGCGUUCGCAAGCUGUCGGCAUCCUCAUAUCAAGCCUGCAUCUGGAAAUGAAGGAUAUUCAGCAAGCCGUUCUUACUGUGGAUAACUCUGUGGUGGAUUUGGAAACCAUUGAGGCUCUAUAUGAAAAUAGGGCUACUGCUGAUGAGCUGGACAAGAUAAAGAUACAUUACGAGACUUCCAAAGAGGAUGAGGUCAAACUGCUGGACAAACCUGAACAGUUUCUUUAUGAGCUCUCUCAGAUUCCCGACUUUGCAGGCCGAGCCCACUGCAUCAUCUUCCAGUCAGUGUUCCUCGACUCCAUCUCUUCCAUCCGUCGCAAAGUGGAGAUUAUAUUAAACGUCUGCAAAGAGCUGCUGGAGUGCGACCGUUUGCGGGAUGUAAUGGGGCUUGUUCUGGCCUUGGGGAAUUAUAUGAAUGGAGGGAACAGGACUAGAGGUCAGGCUGAUGGCUUUUCACUGGAGAUCCUCCCCAAACUAAAGGACGUCAAGAGUAGGGACAAUCAUAUCAGUCUGGUGGAUUAUGUGGCUUUGAGCUACCUGCGAAAUUUUGAUAGUGAUGCAGGUACAGAUAAGAGUGUGUUCCCUUUGCCGGAAUCCCAAGAAUUAUUCCAAGCCGCACAGGUCAAGUUUGAAGAUCUAACGAAGGACAUCAGAACACUAAAGAGAGAUUUGACAGCUUGCCAGAGAAACGUCCAGAGAGUGUGUGUUGACUCUUCCGAGGAACACCUUCAGCCGUUCAAAGACAAGAUGGAGGGAUUUGUCGCAACUGCUCAAAUUGAGCAUUGUGCUGAAGAGGACCGCGUCAACGCUGCACAUAAAAGGUUCCAAGAAAUGGUGAACUACUUUGGAAUGAGGCCAAAGCCAGGUGAUAAAGAAGUGGCCCCAAAUUACGUCUUUAUGCUCUGGUAUGAGUUCUGCAACGACUUCAAGAACGCUUGGAUACGACAAAGCAAGAACAUCUCAAAGGAGAGGUUGAAGGAAGCUCAAGAGAACAUCAAGAAAAUCACAGAUGAGAAGCGAGUGGAAACUAAGAAGAUUAACGCCAACAGUCUGAAAGAGAGGCUGCGGCAGAAGGAAGCCGGCAUGGCGUCCAGCUGAGUGAAUUGGUGACGGGGCAUUCUUCUGCACCCCUAAUGGGUCUGGACCAACCCCACCCCCCUACAUAUUUUGUGGUUCCGCUUGUGCCGCCGUACAAAAAGAAAGCUGCAAGGGUGCACGGCUGCCACAAGCCAAAGUGAUGAGGAUCCCAAAGGCCAAAGGUGGACCUCAUUCAUCCAGCAUAGCGUGACCUCUUGUGUCCAGCUUGUGAAAGGUCUCACUGGGUCAGCUCGCGGUUCUCCAACUGUGUCAGCUGACACGUCCAUGAAGUUCUUCCCUCUCCUCAUCUGUGCUGACAAUCUGCUCCAAUUGAAGCUGAUCCCAGAACACAACUUCAUGUCCUUUUAAUGUAGCCAGCUUCUUUUCAACUCUUCAUUUCUAAACUCUUGUAAAUGUGAUGUACAGGAGAACUUGGGCUUGAAGCAAAAUAAGAAACAUGAUAGCCGCUGUCCUUCACAUUGUUCACACAUGCACAUGUGUGAUUUGUUGCUACAUUGUGCACUAUACCAGACACUGUUCUUCUGGAUUCGGAGAAGAACGAAAAACAGUUUAGUACAUUAUUUCUCUGUUUUAUUUCCAUUUUAAUGAUGUCCAAUGCAUUUGUGAGAUGAGUGUCCAUGUAAAAUGUGCAGAAUCUUAACUGCCACCUAGCAGGUGCCCAGCAAUCAGUGUCAUGGCUGUGCGAAAAGCAAUGUUUGUCAUCAUAUGUCCACAGAACUCCAUCCUCCAAAAUGACAACGCUUGCACCCACAGAGUGCUGUUUAGCAGAAACUAACUCCAGGAUUUGUGCCACAUUGGCUAAUCCUGGUUGAAGGGUGGAGUGCCAUCCCACAGCAGUGUGUGACCAGCAUGAGCAAUAGAUGCCAGGCUAUUGUGGCUGUCUUCCACACGCUACGAAAAAAAACCUACAUGGUCCCACUGUCAUUUUUAUUGACAUCACUACAACAGCACAACAAGAUGUUUGGUGCUGCUGUAAGUUGUAAGUUGUGCUGCUCAUACCACAAAACCAUCUUUUUUUUGUUGUUAAAACAUUGUUAAAACAGAGAAAUAAUCACAAAUGUACCAAUGGUGUGAUGGCACACCUUUCAAGCCCUUUUGUGCUUGCAAUAGCUGUGUUGUGUAGCUCACUCAAAGUCCUUUAUGGAGUAUUAUCUCAGCAAUAUUUCCCCAUUUUUGCACUUCCUUUGCCAUGCAGGGUUGUACGCUUUAUGAAUAACAUAGACCCUUAGAAUAGAAAGCAACGCAAUCUUUUUGUUGUGCUCCUCAUUGAAGAGGAAAAGUCUAUUUAUGUAUGGAAGGAUGUAUUUUCCGUACAGCGUUAGAUCCCUCUGAAGAUUUCCUUGGGUGAGAAGCUGCACAAAGAUGUAUAUUUUAGUUCGCAUGUGGCCUUCAUUCUGUAGUACAGGGUUGUAAAUAUUUCAGCAUAACACCCAAAGCCAUGAUAGUCAUAAUACCUCAGACAGAUGUCAACGAUCAGAGUACAUCCAGGAUAAAGAUGCAUGUCCAAUUCGCUUUUAUUAACCCUCCAAAGUCUGUGCCCUUUAUUUUUUAUGGAAAUCCAAACACUGCGACACUGGAAUAAUACAAUAAGUGAGUCUACUGUAUAGCAGCACUGUAAUUAUACGGAAUUGUUUUAAAUUUCAAGAAUAAACUCAAACAUGGUACUGUAUUUAUCUGUGAUUUCAUGUGUAAGAAUGAAGUCAUCGAACUAAUCUGCCUUCAUUUUUUAAAGACAUUUCCAGGAAGGCUCCUAAAAUAAGUGAUUAGCGUUAUAAACAUGUGGAACUUGUUAGGCUAUUGGAAGUUCCUUUUUAGAACAACUCAGAUUUUAGGAAUGUGAAGCGAUACAGGUGGAAAAUGUUACUUGAUUUGCUGUGCCACUAUAGACACACUCACUACUACUUAGUUGUACUACUUUGCAUGAAGAAGGAAGCCAUUACAUCACCCCUUCCUUUUUUGGAAACCAUCUAGUACUUGUUUAUAUGUAUAUUUGCCUGCAGAAAAUAUACACAGAUGCUCUGUGUAUCAAUAUUUUUAUUCUAAUUCCAGUUGUGAGAUUUCACUCAUUUGGCUAUAGUUUACAUGCGAUUAUAUUUGGAAAGACGCUUAUUGAAUCACAGUUGCUUGUGAUAGAUAGAUCGUACAUGUGUACUUUUGAACUAAAUACCAAGCAAUCAUAAAACCGGUUUCAUAAAACAUAAGGAUCCAUUCAGGAAAUGCAUGUGUGAAUUACUUCAUAUUUUGUUUACAAUGACCUUCCAAUUUGGGGUUACAUUAAAAAUAUGGUUUACUAUACGAUUAACCUCGUGCGACCCAGCAAUACUUUGUCCUCUGUAAGGGAUAAGCUUUUCACAGCCUUAUUUCGAAAACUCGACAAGAAUUAAAACCUGUUGUGCCCAGAAGAGGGCAUCCCGCAGGGCUUUUCCAAGCGAUGUCUGAUUUGCCUGAUUAAUUAGAAGAUCUGUCUGGCAGGAUGUUUUAUGAGCGCAAGUUAUUAAAUGUAUCCAGUUAUUGUACGCAUUGUUUUAAGCAAUAAUUUCAGGUGGUUUUGGUCACACGGUAAUUUUUAAGAUACUGAAAACAACACAUUUUCCCAAUGUCCUCCGUGGUGGACACGUGGACUUACCAGCUACGUUGUCACGUAACUACAAAUAAGCAAGAAGGAAAACUAGCUUCUUGCAGUAUCAUUCAUAACAUGUCAGGUUUUUUCUUGUCCUGUGUUAAUAUAACUGUUAAAAUGGAAUGGAAUAUAAAAAUAUUGGUGAGUAGAGCUCUAAAUGGUCAAUAACUGAUGCUGGUUUUAUUUAUUUUUACUCUUUUGAUGAGAGGAACGUUCCUCUCAUCAAAGGAGUAGAAAGGACGACUGAUUAAAUCAUUGUGCAGUAGUCCACCGCAAAAGACAUUGUAAUACAAAAAUGCACAUUUCUAUUUGCUUACAUAUAUAUUAUUUAAUGCAUUUUUCCGAGGUCGCAGGUGAAUAAAGUAACGUUCUCCACAUUCCAGCAUCCAUUUAUUUUAUAUUUUCGGGGAUAACUUAAUAAAGAGUACAUUCAAGAUCA
This is a messenger RNA of Dunckerocampus dactyliophorus (ringed pipefish), 8727 nucleotides long. Its product is annotated as formin-like. Gene Ontology annotation, molecular function: microtubule binding. The transcript is spliced from 18 exons. NCBI's taxonomy places the organism in Eukaryota, Metazoa, Chordata, Actinopteri, Syngnathiformes, Syngnathidae. The coding region runs from base 2051 to 5668 and encodes 1205 amino acids. The record is from RefSeq and is a predicted model, not a curated record. Gene Ontology annotation, cellular component: actin filament; nucleus; cytoplasm. Gene Ontology annotation, biological process: actin nucleation.